AUGGCCUGGCAAAUUGGACUCCCGGGGUUGGGGGACGCGACGAUUGAUCGACUGCGGAAAAUGCGGCGUGGUAAACCGAGCCGGCCCUUCUACAAAGAAAAGGGGGUGUUGAAAGGGAAAAAAGGAAGUCGAGGCUGCUUGGAGGGAAUAAUGAUCGCCCUUUUGGGGAAACUCCGGAGCUGCUUCGUUCUGCCGCGUGGAGCCCGGGCGUUUCCUCUUGCUACCGGGUAUCGCGCCUGGGGUUUUCCCGAGGGAUUUAAAACCUCAGAAAUGGACCUUGACUUGCAGUGCCAAGAAUUUGAGGCAUCAAAAUGGAAAGAACUUGUUGAAUCCAUGAAACAGCACAAGACAAUUAGAUUGGAUGACUGCGGUCUGGGAAUUAGCCAUUGUGAAGAUCUUUCUGUUGUUCUGACUACCAACCAAGAACUAACUGAACUGAAUCUAAGCAACAAUGAACUGGGAGAUGCUGGUGUAGAUGCUCUAUGCAAAGGAUUGUUAAACCCCAAUUGCAAACUUCAAAAACUAAGAUUACGGAACUGCAAUUUAACUAAAGCUUGCUGUGAGAAGCUACGUUCUGUAGUUAGCAAAUCAUCUCUGACAGAACUACACCUGGGAGAUAACAGUUUGGGCUCCUCAGGUGGAAAAGCACUGUGCCAAGGACUUGUGGAUCCAAACUGCCAACUAGAAUCACUACAACUACAAUUCUGUGACCUCACAAAGGAAAACAUAGAAGCUCUCUGCUCUGUACUAUGUGUCAAAUCGUCCCUGCAAAUGCUCAACCUGAGUAAUAACAAGCUAGGAGAUGAAGCAGUGAAAAACCUCUGCCAAGCCUUGGUGAAGGGCUCUUCUAACUUGGAAUCCCUACAAUUAGAAAGCUGUGAGAUCACACGUGCUAGUUGUGAGGACCUCAGUACUUUCCUCAGUAAUACUCCAUCCUUGAAAGAGUUAUGCAUAGGAGACAACGAUAUUGGUGAUGCAGGGCUAGCUAUCCUCUGCCAAGGUGUCCAAAAUCCAAAUUGCAAAGUAGAGAAACUAUGGUUGUGGGAAUGCAAUAUCACUCCAGGUGGUUGUAAGGAACUUGCCACAGUCAUUGGUACCAAAGAGACACUCAAGGAUAUGAGCUUGCUGGGAAAUCCUGUGAAAAACGAAGGAGUAGACUUUUUAUGUGAAGGGCUGAAGAAUCCAGCAACAAAACUCCAAUCUCUAUGGUUAAGAGAUUGUGGCUUGACUGAAGCUUGCUGCAAGAGUCUUAGCUCUGCCUUGAGCGUGAACGUUGUCCUUAAAGAGCUGCAACUGGGUGGCAACUCCAUUAGAGAUGCAGGAGUGAUUGAAAUCUGUAACGGUAUCAGGAGCUCAAAGUGCAACCUUGAAUCCCUCUGGGUGGGGAUGUCGAGUGUUACAGCAGUUUGCUGUGAUGCACUUGCCAAACUUAUCGUUGAGAAACCUUCUCUACGAGAACUGGAUGUGAGCUACAGCCAAAUCGGGGAUGAGGGUGUGCUGAAGUUGUGUGAAGCAGUGAAAGAUCCAAACUGUAACCUGAAAUAUCUGAUCUUGUAUGACACUUAUUGGACUUCUGAAGCAGACAAGGUGAAGGUGAAGGAGCUGGGAAAAGUGAGGACUGACUUUCAAGUGGUUACAUGAGUGGGGAAACUUUGCUGGGACCGUUUCUUGUCUUCUGUUGAUCUUUGUUGUAUAAACCAAGUUACUAGCCCAGUGAUUUUUUUUUUUUAAUUUCAGAGUUAUGGGCAUGAUGUAAUGUACCCAAAAAUUCCAUUCCAUGUUAGGAAUAUGAUAAAAUGCUGAGGUAGUUCUGGAGAAAGCUUUUAGUUCUAUAUCAAAUUAUAAUAUAUAUGUAAAACCAGGUUGGUGGGCUUUUUACCAUUGGGGGAAAAAGGAGAAAAGAAGAGUAGAACAAAGUAAAAUAAAUCUCUGGCCCACUAUCAUAAAGCAAUAAUGUAGAUUGUGUUUUUUUUUCCCAGGGUAGGAAAUAGAAUUGUUUAGAUAAGAUUAAUUCACAACAUUGCUCACUUUGAUAAUCAACAAAAUGCAGUUAUAUCCUAUUUUCUGCUGACAGUAUAAA
This is a messenger RNA of Thamnophis sirtalis, 2080 nucleotides long. Its product is annotated as ribonuclease inhibitor. Gene Ontology annotation, cellular component: cytoplasm. NCBI's taxonomy places the organism in Eukaryota, Metazoa, Chordata, Lepidosauria, Squamata, Natricidae. Gene Ontology annotation, molecular function: protein binding. The record is from RefSeq and is a predicted model, not a curated record.